AUUUGGGAGUAUGAAAAUGUUAUCCAAAUACUACUCAAUCGAUUGAGAACUUUCUGAGCAUAUCAAUAGUAUAAAUGCUUUAUACUCUUGUCUAUGAAAAGAACAUUAUUUCUUCCUACCCUCUGCUUGUAAAAAUAAAUGUGGCACUUAGAAAAGAGUUACACAUGAAAUAUAUUUUUUGUGCCUCGAAACAUGUUGUUUAAGCUUUGCAAUGAAUGAAUCAUCCUCCUUGCAAUUGUCAGAUUCUUCUGCUGCAAGGGCGAUGUGGUGCGGGAAGACUGCAAGAACUCCCGAGGCACUUGUCAUUGCUAUCGAUUAGAGCCCUGCAAAGAAACUUACUUACCUGCCUCUAAUGCCUCAUCAUCGACUAUACAAUUCCCCCCCCCCUGCAUUGUGAAAGAAAACAAGAAGCAGAAGAAGGCAGACAACAGUACAGAGGUGGUAAGAUGGGAAGAGAGGAACAGCAAGGGAGGGGAAGAGAGCCAGGGAAGAGGCAGUGCAUGGAAAGGGCAGCAACACGACGACUCUGUUUCUGACCCCAUCCCAUGCUCUACCUCGUCCCCGUCUUGCGCCCGCCUCCCUCCCUCCCUGCAUCCAUUUGCGCUCACUUUGUGGUUGCCAUUGCUCCGGCUGUGGAACCGACAUGAGCUUUGCCGCUUCCAGGGAUGGAUAUUUAUGCGGCGCUCACAGGCUGUGGACUUGUACUGCCGUUUCUUCGUGGAUUUGAUGGUACCACUACUUUCAAGUACCAAACCCGUGGCUGCACGCGUCAGUACAAGGAGCUCAACCUGUACUGCAGCCGUCUCUUUUGUACUAUUUCGUUGAAUUUGAUCACGCAGCUUCCGAUUCAUCAACGAAUAAUCUUGUGAUAUGAUACUAUUAAUUAAUUGCUUACCUUUCAUGGGCUGGCUUAGGUAGAGAAGGGUAUGUCCUCAGAUUGGGGCUCCAAUGAUGUUAACUGGGCCGGGGUAGGAAGGGAUCAAAGGCUGGGACUCGUGGGCACGACGAGUGAUCUGUGCUCUCUCCGGCUUCAUCGGAUCAUGCCAAGGCCCUCGCCCGCAGCCUUUCUCUCUCCCUCUCUCUCUCGCUUCACGGACGCCAAUUCCGUCGGCUAACUCAGGCAAUGCAGGCUCUUUAUUGGCAUCACAAGAGGCUUGUCAAUCUGCCAUCACAUUCUCGCUGCCUCUUCAUUCAUCGGUGAAAAAGAAAGAAAAAAGAUGUUUAGUUUGAUGAGCAUCUCUUCUUAUUCAAGGAUGUAAAGGAUAUUGGAUGGUCCGAAUGCCAUCGAAGGUAAGAAGUGAUUGCAAAGAGCUUUCAUUUUGCAUGUGGAAAGCCAUGUCAUCAUCUACAAAGGGACAAAUUUCCCGUGGGGAUGCAGUGAGACCACAAGAAAAAUAAGGAGAUUGCAGUGGAACCAAGACCCCACAUCAAGAUUUUGCAGACACUCCUGCUUGAUUACCUGCACAACAGAUGCUUGAGGGAUUGCUACAGACAAAACUGGUGUCUUCCGUCCACUGGCAGGGAUCAAGUGGGCAUUCAAUUUGGUCUGCGUUGCUGUCUGGUGAUCUGCAUCUUCUCCACUUGUUGUGUUUCUCAGUACAUAUGGGUGCACUUGGAAGGGACUGUUGCUGGAUUUUGUGAUCAGUGGGCUUGUUUUGUUGCGUGCAGUUCUUGUUCUAGUUAAGCAGUCGGAGAAAGAACAUGUGGCAAAUUACAUGUGAAUAUUAUCGAUGGUUCCUUAUUAAGGGCUAAGCAUGUGAAUGACCGGUACUGCCAUAUAAAACUUGAAUCCAUGUGAAAUUCCUUGGUUUACAACACAAUGGUUACAUUCUUAUAGAGUUUAGUAGCUGACAAAAUUCUGUGGGCGGCCAUCAAAUAAAAAUAUUAGUGGAGUCGGAAGAACUUAAUGAUUAUGGUGGAAGAUCAAGUCAAAUGGUUAUGAGAUGGGUUAAGUAAAUUAAGAAGUAAGUGGAGUAAACUUAAUGGUUGUGGCCUUAUAAUUCUUGCUAUUCCAUUUAGCAGGGAUGAAGACAGUUGUUGGGGUAGUACAGCCAAAGUUUUUUAUCCUGGAAAAUGAAUUGGACAUGUAUCAGAGACACAUGACAAGUAUUUCAGGUGGAUGCUGUAGUUGUUUGCAACCACACCAAAAUAUAGGUAAAAAGAGUUAACUUGUGUUAAAGAGAUGGACAAAGGGUUAAAUUAGACUUGUCUCAUGGUAGUUAGCUCAAUUUUGUCUCAAUAUGGAUAUGUCUUAAGCUGAGGAGGUGUGUGUAAUGUUUUAUUCUAAUUGAUCUUUUUCUUAGAUGGUGGCAGGAUUAUUUGUUUGUUCUUCCAUUAUAUUCCUAAAUCAUGCAAGAGAUUACCCAUUGGCUUUGUCGGGUCAUCAUGAGGAAGGAAUUAAAGGAAGUUUCCAUAGUCCAGAUCAACUGCAUCCCAUUAUGAAAGUAAAUAGUCCAAAAAGACUGUUCCAAUUGUCCUUUUUCUAUUCUUAAUUUCAUGAAUGGGAAUCCAAAGACUCUAUAUCUUUUCUAUGUUUCUGCUGGUGGGAAUUUUUAUCAAUGAAUAUAGUCUUUACAGCAUGCAGUCAUUUUUUUAACUGACUGUGUCAUCAUCCCUGAUUCCUUGGCCUGAUAUUUAGUAUGAGCUAUGCACUUGUCAUUAUACCCAUUCUUUAAAACACUUCCUCAUGUUAUCAAAUCUGUAGUUUGUGGUGUCUUUUUCCUUUCCUUAAUAAGCUUACCUUCUCACUUCAGGGCCAAUAUCAACUUGUUAUGUUAUCAGUUGCACAGAGACUAAGUUUUCUUCCUACCACAGAAACAAACACACUGAUCUUCUUCCUGCAUCAUGUCAACCUCCCAAACCCCACAGCUAAUCCUUCUCCUUUGAUUACAUUCUCUGUGCACAUAAACUACUAAUUUUUUGGCGGUCACUUGAUCUCAGCUGCUUUGAAGUUAUUAGUUGUUAGUUCCGUGGCUUGUGCAGCAUCCAAAAGCAACUGCUGCACCUCAACUAUUAGUCAACUGUUGAGCCACUGACCAAUUUCAUAUCUUUCAUCGUCCUCCAUGCUUACCUGCUUCUCCGUCUUCUGCUCUAUGGUGAGAAUGAUCUGGUGAACUCUCUUGCCUAACAAUCACAGCCUUGAAGCAGCCCUUGCACCAGAGAGAAUCAUGAAGCAGGAGCUUUCCACUGCUAAUCACAAGGUCUCCUCGCCAGUGUCAUCUGCAGGUCGAGCCAGAGUUUCCAGAAUGAAGGAUAGUCCGAGAGCAGUUACAGCUAAUGGAGCCUCACCGGGCUCGAGGCCAAGGCCAAGCAGCACCAAUGUAGCUAGAAAGUCUAUCCAAUUCAACAAGCUAAGGCCGGUCGUCAAUGAUGUGAGAAUUCCAAAAGAAAGGAGUCACGAGGAUGCCAAGGUUGCUGGUCUUCAUGGAAGCCAGGUUGUUGAGCAGCAUGCUCGGUUGCAGCGGAGGUUGGAAUCAAACUUUAAGGGGCCUGAGGAUGGAGCCAGUACAAGGAUCAAAGAGUUGCAGGGUAGACUUGAUGAGAGUGAGAGAACGGUGAGGGACUUGCAAUCUGAGGUGUUGGCACUGAAAACUCAGAUAGAGAAGCUGCAAGUCCUCAAUGUUGAAUUGGAGUCACAGAAAAAAAAACUAGAGAAAGAUCUCUCUGGUGCUGAAUCAAAAAUUAAAGCUUUAGAGAAGCAUGACCAGGUGGAAUCAGUCAGAAAGUCUGGAUUUAUAGAUGUAUUGGAGGUUGUUCCUCAUAAGUCAGAAAAUACUGCAGAAAUGGAGGUUGGAAGACAUGAUAAUUGCAAAAACCAGUCUUCAGUACUGAAUCCUAUCACCAGAGCUGUAGAAGUCCAGUUGGAAGUUUUGGUCGAGAACCAUUUUCCAGCUUUGGCAUCUCCCCUAUCCCCUAUUGCUAGGGCGCCACCGCCACCACCACCACCACCUCAUAAUGCACAAGGAAGAGUGACAAUGCAUAAGGCUUCUGCACUAGCUGAAUUGUAUCAUUCAUUGACCAAGCAAGAUGGAAAGCAAGGAUCCAUGAACAAUGGCAGUUGUGCCAGUCCUCAAUCUAACAAGGCACAUCUUAGCAUUGUUGGGGAACUUCAACAUCGAUCGGCUCACCUAUUAGCGAUCAAAGCAGAUGUGGAAACAAAACGGCACCUCAUCAAAAAUCUUAUAGAGAAGGUGCGAUCAGUGUCUUUCGCAAAUAUGGAAGAAGUCUUGACUUUUGUUGAUUGGCUUGAUGGAGAGCUCUCCACCUUGGCUGAUGAGAGAGCUGUUCUGAAGCAUUUUGACUGGCCUGAAAAGAAAGCUGAUGCCCUGCGCGAGGCUGCCUUUGAAUUCCGUGAUCUGAAACGGUUAGAAGCUGAAGUCUCUUCUUUCAAGGAUGAUGUCUGCCUACCAUGUGAGGCCACCCUAAAAAAAAUUUCAAACUUACUAGAUAAAUUGGAGCGGAGCGUUGGUAGAUUGAUUAAGUUGAGGGCUGCAAGUAUGCUGUUGUAUAGCGAGUGCAAAAUUCCAACUGAUUGGAUGCUAGAAUCUGGGAUGGUUUGCAAGAUGAAGCAGGUAUCGUUGCAACUUGCAAGAGUCUACAUGAGGAGAGUGUCAAUGGAGCUUGAAUCAGUUCGGCCUUCAGAAAAGGAGACGGCACAAAAGGCACUUCUCUUUCAGGGGGUGCGUUUUGCUUACAGAGCACACCAGUUUGCAGGAGGACUGGACUCUGAAAUGAUGUUCACCAUUGAGGAGUUAAAGAAGAGGGUUGAGUCACGGGGUAGAGGACAGUAGAGGAACUUCAUGGUACGACCGUGCCAGUAUAAUAUGCGCAUCGAAGAUCAAUUCAAUUCUGGUAGUGAAGAGGGAGGCAUUAUGGAGCUGAUGGACUGAGGAUCCUCUGUCAGAACAAAAUUCUAGUCCUGUUCCAGUUUAAAUGAUGGCAUCCGAGGGGCAUCAACAACAGUUACACCAGACGCUUGUGUCCGAAAGAAGAAUAUCCAAGGAAUUUGAUGACCUCAACCGAACCAAAGAAGUAAAUUUUCGUGUGACGACUUCACAAUUUUCAAGCCGCUUUUCAAAGGGAUGGACAACAGCGCAAUGCACUGCAUUUUCUGCAACUAAAAGGUUAUUUUGUGUGUGAGCUCUUCGCCAUGUAUUUGUCCAAAAAGUACGUGAACAUUUGAACCAAGUGGUAAUCUUCCACCAGCGGAUGAGAUGCAUGAGCGCUCUUGUCUAUGUGUCUGUGUCAAAAGUACUAGUGUGUUGUUACUUCCUUGGAACUCCCUGUUUCCAUGUCUCACUUUCAUUCUGUGUUCCUGUUUGACUGGUUAGCAAAGUUGGAGAGUCAACCAAAGUUUACU
Messenger RNA from Musa acuminata AAA Group (dessert banana), 5359 nucleotides. Its product is annotated as INCREASED PETAL GROWTH ANISOTROPY 1-like protein 1. The transcript has 8 exons. Bases 3168 to 4790 code for a protein of 540 amino acids. Gene Ontology annotation, biological process: chloroplast organization. Lineage: Eukaryota; Viridiplantae; Streptophyta; Magnoliopsida; Zingiberales; Musaceae. Gene Ontology annotation, cellular component: chloroplast outer membrane. The record is from RefSeq and is a predicted model, not a curated record.